CCUAAAAAAUUUUUUCGUGAUGAGCAUUUUAUCCCAAUUCACACUGGACCUUUUUAUGCAUGCACGCUCGUCAUUUUAUAGUCUUGUUAGGGUGCUGAUGGGGGCUUUUUUGACUGUUUUGCAGCAUCAAAUGCAUGGUUUUGUCGGACCUCGGCGGUCAUCUGGUUGACUUCUAAACACCUUCAUCAAGCUGUGGAGCAGGAAGUCACUAUGCUGACCACCAUCACAGAAGGAAUUCUUUGCUGCCUAACUGGGAAAGCCGCCCGUCUCGUUUUGCCCUUGGAGUCGACGGAGCCAUCCGAUGGUUUCGAGUUUGUGGAGGUGAAACCCGGACGAGUCUUGCGAGUGCGGCACAUCGUCCCCGAGCGCCAGCCUGUUGUAAACGACGAGCAUGUCGCGGCCGGGGAGCAGAAGGCCGCUGAUCACGACGAGAAUAAAAAUGACAGCAGCGGCGGCGGUGUCCACUGCAAGAGAAAGAUCACGGUGUAUCGCAACGGCCAGCUGGUGAUUGAGAAUCUUGGUGACGUUUUGCACUCUGAGAUCCUUCAGUGUCAGGAUGGCGAUUUGGAACCAUGCAGUACUGUAGAGGUGGAGCUGGCUGACUAUAAAGAAUUGGCCUCUUCUCCAGACCCCAACCCUGUUCCCCCUCCUGUUCCUCCACCUCCUGGUGAGCAAAAGCCCGCCCCGCCUCCUCGCCGCCGACGCCGGAAGCCCAAGCGCACUGUGCUGAUCGACUCCAAGAGGCUGAUCUCCAGCUGCAAGGGGACGCACUCAGACGUGGCGCUGUUCUUCGUGCACGGUGUUGGAGGCUCGUUGGACAUAUGGAGCAGCCAGUUGGACUUCUUCUCUCGACUGGGCUAUGAGGUCAUCGCACCGGACUUGGCGGGGCAUGGAGCCAGCACAGCCCCGCAGAUAGCAGCAGCUUACACUUUUUACGCCCUGGCGGAGGACCUGCGUGCCAUCUUCAAGAGAUAUGCUCGUAAACGCAACAUUCUCAUUGGACACUCUUAUGGAGUGUCGUUUUGCACAUUCCUGGCCCACGAAUAUCCUGACCUCGUCCACAAGGUGGUUAUGAUCAAUGGAGGAGGUCCCACAGCCUUGGAGCCCAGCCUCUGUUCCAUCUUCCAACUGCCAUCGUGUGUCCUCCACUGUCUGUCCCCUUGUCUGGCCUGGAGUUUCCUCAAAGCUGGAUUUGCCCAUCAGGGUGCCAAAGAAAAGCAGCUGUUGAAGCAGGGUAACGCCUUCAAUGUGUCUCCAUUUGUACUGCGUGCUAUGAUGAGCGGCCAAUACUGGCCUGAGGGCGAUGAGGUUUACCAUGCUGAGCUCACUGUGCCCAUCCUUCUGGUUCAUGGCAUGUGUGACAAGUUUGUGCCCAUGGACGAGGACCAGCGCAUGGCGGAGAUCCUCCUGUUUGCCUUCCUAAAAGUCAUCGAGGAAGGAAGUCACAUGGUGAUGAUGGAGUGUCCCGACACUGUCAACACGCUCCUUCACGAGUUCUUUCUAUGGGAGCCCGACGUGUCCGGAAAAGUCUCCAGCAAGACAGACACCGAGAAGUCCAUCGCAUUCAGUGACACUCUUCACACGCUGAGAAUCAACAAGUCCAUGGACAAAUAACCAACAAGGAAUUGAGGAUCUUGUCACAGAAUUAAGCAGACUGCCUUUUUGUGGCUGUCAUCAAAAUAUUCUUCAGGCUGUUUCCGGGCUGAGAGCUGUUACAUAAAAGGCCACAUCUCGAGGAUGAGGGCGGCCGCUAGUGCUCUGAGAUAAAACUGGAAUACUGGCACGCUGCCAACCGGAGAACAAUAAUUGGACAUCAAGAUGAGAUGAACUGAUGCAAAUAUGAAAUCGAUGUGCGUUUUUACUUAUUCCUAUUUUUGUGCAAACAAGCAGAGGUCAAAACCACUGUUGCAAGUCAUGAAAGUGUGUUGUGUUUCUCGGAAAGAACUACAACAUACAAAAAGUCAUGAAAUGUGUGGAUUUCCUUGCCUGCGUCUUUUAUAUUGAGUGAAAUGCUGCAAAUGCAAAGAUUAUCUACUAAACAUUGACUCAAAUUUACAUUUACAGUAUGUCCAGUGGAAUUCCUGGAUGGACGGUUCUGGGAUUGGGACUGAAAGAUAUGCAACACUUACUUACUAGUACAGAAAAACCCAGACAUAUAUUAUAACUCAUAUACUAAACGGUGUAUGAUAUUUUUUUAUCCAAGACUCACAGAGCUGUUGCUGUUUAAAUUGGUCUAAUUUCCACAUAUCACUGUUGGGUGGAAACCUAUGACUAAAUUUGGUCAAUUUCAUAUUUUUCCACAAAUCGAUACUAUUGGUCAGUCCUCACGUGGGUCUGUUAUUUUCACAAAUUAUUAACCAAUAUUAAGUGUUGAAAAUAGUGUGCACUCUUACAAUGUUUAAUAACUAAAAUAAAAUAUGCUGUUCUUUAAUUUCCUGAAAAAAUAAUGGUUUUGCCAGGAUUAUGUCUGACAGCAACAACCAAAAAGCUAUGUGUGUAUAUGGUAUUGACCACAUAGUUGCAUGAAUAUUUAGUCGGGAUAUACAAAACAUGCUGUAUAUACAUAAACAAAUAUAAACAAAUUAAUUUCUUCAGUAUUUCAUAUUAUACAAAAGGAUAUCCAAAGGAUCUAAAGGAAAGUACAGGGCACAAGAACUAGAUUAUAGUCUUAGCCCAUGCAUUUCCUCUUGAAUCAGAUUGUGUCCCUCUGUGUAAAUGUACAGUUGUGCCUUGACAUAAUGAGAUAGGAGCUAUCAUUUGGCUGUUUGUUUUUGUUUAUUUUUUUCUUUGACUUGCAAGCAAUAAUUUGAGAUACGAGCACUGUAUGGUGACAGUGAACUCAACUCACUUCACAACAAGCAGAAGUUUGACAUACAAUAUACAGUCCUGAUACAAUAUACAGUUCUUCAAAAAAGAGGCUUCAAGCAGUUUAAUGUCACUCCCACAUUUACUGUCAAACUAAACAUAAAACAAAGAGAAAUACAUAUUGGGUAUUUAACAACUGCUCGUUAGAAUGGGCAACACCAUAAAUGGUGUUACAAAGCUUUAAGCAACAGCUAUUUAAACCCAAAUGGUGCAUCAACCCACGGAGGCAGACAAAAUAAUGCUCACGGGCAUAUAUUCUUUAUCCUCUGUGAAGAACAACUAAUACUACUGCGGCUUACUGAGAAGCUGUAACUGUCUCCAUGUAUAUCUGUAUGUGUGUAAUAUACUGCCCCCAUCUGGCCAAGUCGCACACACCAGAUGGAGCAGCAAUAUAACAAUACUCACGGGCAUAUAUUCUUUAUCCUCUGCGACGAACAACUAAUAUUACUGCGGCCUACUGAGAACCUGUGACAGUCUCUGUAUGUAUUGUUGAAGAAAUGUGGGCUGUUCCUAUUCCCCCAGGGCCGAAGCCCCAAAAUUACAAGUGUCUGUCUGUAAUACACUGUCCCCAGAUGGCCAAGGCGCAUACACCAGAUGGAGCAGCAAUAUAUGGAACGGAUUAUUGACAUUUCCAUUUAUUUCAAUGGGGAACAGUGAUUUGAGAUACCAAUGUUUGGAAUUAACGGAACAAAUUAAACUUGCAUCUCAAGGCACCACUGUACUGAAAUUAUUAUUAUUAUUCUGAAAUAUCACAAGCUUCCGUGGUCAUCUAAUUUGUAAUCGUAACGAUCGCUUUAAGAUCUUGUGUCUUUUCGGGGACGAACGCAAACUCUCCAGUCCACCCAGUUGGUGGCAAGAAGGAAGAAUGAUCUCAGCAUUUUAGUCACUCAAAGACAUUCAUUCGUGGGUGUUGCCUUGUCUCAUAGUGGGACAGUUAAGUACGAGUUAAAGCACAGUCUUUUAUGAUCGCCGCUGAGAGUGAGUUAUACCAGAAGGUGUAAAAUGAUGGUUUUAAAACUGGUUGUACAGUGCUUCAAAUCAAAUACAAGUCAACCAAAACAAAACUUGCUUCUCUUUAAAAGAUGGACUCACACAAUGCUGCUCUGUUAUACAGUACAGUAUAUGCAUUUUGAAAAAGAGUGGAUGCAACAAGGAUAGUUUUAUAAAACUAGAGUAAAAUGGAACCGAGAGGAACUAAAUUAACCCAGCAUUGAUGCCUCUAAAUAUUACAUCAUCUCUAUAUGGACUUCUCCAAAAAAACAACAAUGCUACUGAUGUAAUGUUCUGUGCUAAAUGUCUAUUUUGAUGUUAAAGGUCAGUAAAACUGUAUGGACUACAGGGUGCACAUGUAUUUCCUCCUCUGCUACAAGUGUGCAUACUUAUUGUCAAGUGAUUCAGUGUGCUCUAUCUUCUUGUGAUAAACAAAAUGUGUUAUGUUAUUAUUGAAUUUAUUCAUGAGAGUCAUAAGACAUGCACUGCUUGAAUGUGGAUGCAUAUAACAGCAUAUAGCCAUUCCACACCGUCGGAGUCACUGUAUGAAUGUGCCUUUUCUGGCAUGAAAUAAAAACAGAUGUUCAAAGUA
Messenger RNA from Phyllopteryx taeniolatus (common seadragon), 4447 nucleotides. It is a transcript of the gene abhd8a, whose product is annotated as abhydrolase domain containing 8a. Lineage: Eukaryota; Metazoa; Chordata; Actinopteri; Syngnathiformes; Syngnathidae. Gene Ontology annotation, molecular function: catalytic activity. Bases 211 to 1614 code for a protein of 467 amino acids. The transcript has 5 exons. The record is from RefSeq and is a predicted model, not a curated record.